AUGGUCCUUCUAGGGAAUGUUGGGAUGAUGGCCGUUAUAAUGACUGAUCCCCGGCUGAACACACCAAUGUAUUUCUUCCUAAGCAACCUCUCCGUUGAUCUCUUCUAUUCGUCUGUUAUUGCACCCAAGGCUCUGAUCAACUUCUGGUCUGAGAGCAAGUCCAUCUCCUUUGCAGGUUGUGUGACUCAGUUCUUUCUCUUUGCCCUCUUCAUUGUGACUGAGGGAUUUCUCCUGGCAGCCAUGGCUUAUGACCGCUUCAUUGCCAUCUGCAACCCACUCCUCUACUCUGUCCAGAUGUCAACAGGUCUCUGCUCUCAGUUGGUGGCUGGUUCCUAUUUCUGCGGCUGCAUCAGCUCAGUUCUUCAGACCAGAAUGACAUUUACUUUAUCCUUUUGUGCUUCUCGGACCAUUGACCACUUUUACUGUGAUACUGGCCCACUUCAGAGACUGUCUUGUUCUGACCUUUUUAUCAAUAAAAUGGUUUCUUUUUCCUUCUCUGACAUCAUAAUCUUACCUGCCAUUGUAGCUAUUAUUGUUUCUUACUUGUAUAUUGUGUCCACAGUUCCAAAGACACGCUCCACUGAGGGAUGUAAGAAAGCCUUCUCCACGUGCAGCUCUCACCUAGGAAUUGUGAGUGUGCUGUAUGGUGCUGUCUUUUUUAUGUAUCUCACACCUGACAGAUUUCCUGAGCUGAGUAAAGUGGCCUCCUUAUGUUACACCUUAGCCCUCCCACGUUGA
This is a messenger RNA of Diceros bicornis minor, 738 nucleotides long. Its product is annotated as olfactory receptor 9K2-like. The coding region runs from base 1 to 738 and encodes 245 amino acids. The transcript has a single exon. Gene Ontology annotation, biological process: G protein-coupled receptor signaling pathway. Gene Ontology annotation, molecular function: G protein-coupled receptor activity; olfactory receptor activity; odorant binding. The record is from RefSeq and is a predicted model, not a curated record. Gene Ontology annotation, cellular component: membrane. Lineage: Eukaryota; Metazoa; Chordata; Mammalia; Perissodactyla; Rhinocerotidae.